Molecule: messenger RNA, 1473 nt
Organism: Zasmidium cellare ATCC 36951
Lineage: Eukaryota; Fungi; Ascomycota; Dothideomycetes; Mycosphaerellales; Mycosphaerellaceae
Exons: 1
Coding region: 1-1473 (490 amino acids)
Molecular function (GO): succinate-semialdehyde dehydrogenase (NAD+) activity
Source: RefSeq, a predicted model, not a curated record
AUGGCAUUCGUCGAACAUUCUGGGAAGCAAAUUAUUCCUCUCUGGAUUGGUGGCGCCUCUCGACCGCUGGAACCAUCACGGUUCCUCGAAGUCGUAAAUGCUCGCGACUCAAAAGUCGUACAUUACGCCCAAGGUGCUGAUGCGACAGACGCCCAAGCAGCUGUCGACGCCGCGGCCGAAGCAUUCAAGACUUGGAGGUACACUCGCCAUAAUGAACGACGCGAGACAUUGCUGAAGGCAGCUGCAAUCAUGGACGAGAAGAGUGAAGAACUGGCCGCCGCCCAGGUCCUGGAGACAUCCUGCACCUGGGGAUACGCUCGCUUCAUGCCCGUGCUCGCCAGCGGCGUACUCCGUGAGAUCGCAGGCAACAUCACCACGGCUCUGACCGGAACUCUACCGCCGAUGGAUGUUGAGGGGUACGGACUUGUCAUGAAAGAGCCUAUCGGACCCGUGCUGUGCAUCCCUCCAUGGAACAGCCCAGCUGUUCUUGGCGGGCGAGGAAUUGCUUCUGCCCUCGCUGCUGGUUGUACCGUUGUGCUCAAGGCUUCAGAAGUCUGCCCGUGGACCUACCGCAUUCUCGUCGACAUCUUUGAACAAGCUGGAUUGCCCAAAGGAUGUCUGAACCAGGUGCAGUGUGGACGAGAGCAAGCUGCAGCUGUGACGGAAGCCUUGAUCAGCCACCGCGACAUCCGCAAGAUCGAAUUCAUUGGGAGUGCCGCAGUAGGCAGCAUGAUUGCGCAGACCGCCGCCAAACAUCUGAAGCCGAUCUGGCUGGAGCUGGGAGGAAAAGGACCCGCCAUCGUCCUUCAAGAUGCACACCUUUCUAGGGCUGCGAAGCUCUGCGCUUUUGGCGCCUUCCUUCACCACGGGCAGAUCUGUUUCUCGACCGAACGAAUCAUUGUUGUGCAAAGCGUCGCUGACAAAUUCUGCCGCAUCCUCAAAGAGGAGGUAGAUGCCCACUAUACAGGUGAGGCUGGAGCUGCCGCGUUGAAGUCGGGAGCGGACAAUGCACACACCAUGAUUGAGUCGGCUGUUCAGAACGGCGCGAAACUCCUUGCUGGUGACAAUACCUGGCUGGAUGAUGGCCACACUUCUCUUCGACCCACCAUCAUCACAGGUGUCAGUCGAGACGACAAGAUCCGAGACCACGAAACCUUUGGUCCUUCGGCGUCACUGUACGUCGUCGAUGGGGAGGACGAGGCAAUUUCCCUCGCCAACGACUCUGCGUACGGCCUGAACGCUACAGUCUGGACAAGCGACACCAUGAAGGCUCUUGACUUGUCGCGUAAGUUUGAGUACGGCCAAGUCCAUGUCAACACCACCACGGUCAACGACCCCGCGACUGUUCCCGUCUCGGGCGUCAAAGGCAGCGGUUGGGGCGACAACAAUGCCGCAUAUGGAAUCUCCGAGUUCUUGGUCAACAAGACAGUGACUUUGCAUCGGGCUGAUGAGCCCAUAGCGUUUGGUCGUUGA